AAACUUUCAACACAGUUUACAAUUUUUUAACAAAAAAUUAUAAAAUGUAUAAAUUUAUUUUGUUUAUAUUUGCUGUUAUUAUCACGAUAACAACAACAACUGCCAAAGUUGUCUUUAUACCAAGUGUGAAUCAAUAUGGCAACACUGUACAUCCAAUCCAGACAGUGGCGAAUAAGUGUGACUUCCAUUGCACAGAUGUAGAUCUAACAGUUUGUGCUACCAAUGGACAAUGUAUGCAAAAAUUUCAAGGAGAUUGUGCCUUAACUGCUUAUAAUUGCAAAAAUCCCCACAAAGCCUUCGUCAUUAUUGAUAAUUGGAAAUGCGAACACAGUGGCGCCCCACGUUGUAGUCAAGGAGAACUCAAUAAUUAGCUAAACACAUAAAAUUAAAAUAUAUAUAAAAAAAUAUAUACAGUAUACUAAAUAUAUAGUUUUA
Molecule: messenger RNA, 435 nt
Organism: Teleopsis dalmanni
Lineage: Eukaryota; Metazoa; Arthropoda; Insecta; Diptera; Diopsidae
Exons: 2
Coding region: 45-371 (108 amino acids)
Source: RefSeq, a predicted model, not a curated record